GCUUUUGACAGUUCACUACACGCAGCAGACGGACUGAUAUUAUGUACUGUAGAACUGUACGAGUUACUUUAUUUCGAAUAUUGGAUAAAUCUUUUAUUGAAGAUUGAUAAUCUUGUGGGUUACAUUCGUCGUUAUAUUCUCCAAUUAAAUGGCGGCGCUUAGGCAUAGCUUACAACGAGAAUUGUUUUCGCCUGCCGAAGAGAGACUUGUUGGUUUGGUUCACGUUACUAGUGUAGGCAAGAAGAAAAAAGCAGUUCCUUGUUUUUUAUGUGUAGCUGUUACCGCAGAUCAAAGUAUUGGAGCGGUUAUAUACAAAGUGAAGAAAACCGAGAAAAAUAAUAUUUACAAAAAGAAAAGCAAUUGGCCCUUGAAAGAGCUUAAGGUUGUAGAUGGCAUUGAUGGAAACAAGGAGACUGCUGAAUUCAGCCUUCAUUUUGACAAGGUUUAUCAUUGGUCAGCAUCAAAUGUUCAAGAAAGACUUCUAUUAUUUUCCAUUCUGUGGAAACUCUGUUCAAAGUAUUUGCCAAAGCAAAGCCCAAUGUUUAACAACAUACCUCCAGGCAUUACUGAAGAUACUGUAAUACCAGAAGCAUCCACAGCACUAGACCAUGAAGUGAGUGGCAAUAUGGAUGGAGGUAUUGGUGAUGAGGAUUAUCAAGCUCUUACUGAUAGAGAAGAAAAAGACUUGGAGCGAUUAUUGUCACAGUCUGACAAUGCCUUGAGCAAUGCUGAAAAGUUUAUGGAACAACUAGCAAAGGACUUGUCUUUACUUGAUGGGGCCAAUAUUCAAAGUUUAAUGGGUUCUGAAGCCCAAGUGAUACAGUUGCUAAACCUCCUUGAAGCAGCUGAAAAUGAAGCAGCAUCAAUCGAAACAGAAUUGGACAAGUAUGAAAACAUCCUUCUCCAAGCUCGUGUAGCAAUGGCAACAGUAGGGGAAAAGAAUGUAUCGUUGGAAACUGCCAAUCGUAACAACCGCCUUCUUCUUAUGGAACUCAACAAUUUAGUUGCACAUCUUGAUAUCCCACAUGCCCAACAGGUCACGUUAAAUAACCCCGACUUAAACAGCCCAACAGGCCUUCAAAACGCUAUAUUAGCUGCGAAAUCGCUUCAGCGAGCUAUGAACGCUGAGUUGAAACCUGGAAUUGAGAAAAUGGUUGCCGUUCAAGACCAACGCCGCCAAUUAGAAAAAUGGCGGGCAAAGUUUACGCCCACAGUUACCCGUCAAUUGAACAAUCUCUUUAUUCACCUAAGCAAUGAUUCUGGAGAAACUAGCAGCCAAAGCUCUAGGAGUUCCAGCUCAUCCCAAACAACUGUUUCUUUAGCCAAGCACGGAAAACUGCAUUCCCAACUCCAAAUGUACGCCCCUUUAAUGCACUGGCUCAAAGCAACAGACCAUGGCUGCUACGAGAAAUUACUUGAAGUGUAUACGACUUCAAUAAGUAAAUUAUACGAAAGAGAUUUGCGCCAGUUCUUUGAUGAGGCUCGAUUGAAAGUGAUUGGACUUCGGGAGAGAAAACUCCGUGGAAGUGACUCGGGUUCAGAGGUUGGGGCCAGACAUUCCUUGUCCAUAAAGAAUCCAUCCGGAACUAGUGUUACCGCAGCAAGCCCUAGUGGGACAAUACAACAACCAAGUCAAAAUUUGCUAGGCAAUGAGAGAGAGCUUUGGACGGUUGAGGUUGACAUUCAUGAUAGGAAACGUUUAGAAGAUUUACUUGAAUGUGCGCUUGCGGAACUGGAACCUGUAUGUCUGGUGGAACAAGAAUUCUGUGUGGCAUUCUUCGCAUUGGAUCAUGGGGGCCACGAUGUGGAUGAGUCAUCAACAAGUCAGAAAACUCCAGAACGAUCAAUUAACGAGGAAGUGCGGAAAAUGAUGAGUGUUUUAUUUGCCGUCCUGGAACCUGAGCUUGUCAGCUUUCUUGCCACCUACGAGAAAGUAGAUAGCUUUUCUCCUUUAUAUGUUCUCGUGAGGCUGAGCCAGCAUGUGUUGUCUGCAACUGAUACUGGUUCUUUCCUCAGUGUUACCUUUGGCUCGUCGUUGGUUCACGUGAAACGAUCAUUCGAUCGAUUUUUCAUGACCCAACUUCGAUCGAUUGAAGAUUCUAGACAACCUAGAAAAUCAAAAUGCGGGAUUCUUCCUUUUAUUUCGAAUUUUGAGGAGUUUUCUGUGAUCAUUGAAAAUAUCUUUAAAAACUCGGAGCGACGUGUUGAUGUUGAUAAAUGGUACACACGUUUAGUUCGAGCCAUGUUUGACGUCAUACCAAAGAUUGCCGUUGAAAAUUCGAAAACUCCGGCUGAUAUCAUCAAAAUGGAAAAUUAUCAUCGGUUACAUGCCUUGUUAUCGCAAUUAAAAAUCGCUGUUCUUGAAGCGGAGAAGAAGGAGGCAAAGCAACGAUAUCAGGAAGCCCUUCAGUUGUAUGUUAUCCUCUAUUUUGGAAGGCCUUUGGAGAAGCUGAAUAUAUUUUUUGAUGGUGUGCAAGCAAAAGUUUCUCAAGGAGUUAAGGAGUCGGAAAUUGGAUACCAAAUGGCAUUUAGUAAACAAGAGCUUCGGAAAGUAAUUUCCAUUUACCCAGGAAGAGAAGUUAAAAAAGGCCUGGAAUCUCUGUACAAAAAAGUUGAAAAACAUCUCUCUGACGAAGGAAACUUGUUACAGGUUGUGUGGCGUGCCAUGCAAGAAGAAUUCAUCCGUCAGUAUAAGUCCCUCGAAGACAUGAUUCAGCGUUGCUAUCCGGGAUCACUGAUAACGUUAGAUUUUUCGAUGAGCGAUAUUCUUGAAUAUUUUUCAGAUAUAGCACGUUCUCACUAGUUUUAAAACGUAACUUGUUGAAACAUUUCGAAAUCGUAAAUAAGUCUAUAUAGGACACGGAUAUGGAGUUGUAUCAUUGACCAGAUUUUGAUGGGAAAUAUUAUGAACAGUGGAUUCGGUAUAGAUUUUUGACAUUGAAAAAUCAAUCAGCUUUGUCAUCUCAUGAAAAUCUCUUAAACUCGCUUUUUAAGAGGAGUUCACGUGAUGCCUUGUUGACUAUUCCUUAAAUAUACAUGCACACUUGUUGGAAAUAA
Messenger RNA from Daphnia magna, 3057 nucleotides. It is a transcript of the gene Sec3, whose product is annotated as exocyst complex component 1. Gene Ontology annotation, cellular component: plasma membrane; exocyst. NCBI's taxonomy places the organism in Eukaryota, Metazoa, Arthropoda, Branchiopoda, Diplostraca, Daphniidae. The record is from RefSeq and is a predicted model, not a curated record. Gene Ontology annotation, molecular function: phosphatidylinositol-4,5-bisphosphate binding. The coding region runs from base 149 to 2803 and encodes 884 amino acids. Gene Ontology annotation, biological process: Golgi to plasma membrane transport; exocytosis. The transcript has 15 exons.